Ahaetulla prasina is the source of this 940-nucleotide messenger RNA. RefSeq names its product cilia and flagella associated protein 68 (gene CFAP68). The record is from RefSeq and is a predicted model, not a curated record. Gene Ontology annotation, cellular component: nucleus. NCBI's taxonomy places the organism in Eukaryota, Metazoa, Chordata, Lepidosauria, Squamata, Colubridae. Bases 115 to 585 code for a protein of 156 amino acids. The transcript is spliced from 4 exons.
UCCUUCCUGCUGCGCGGCUUCUGCGGUUGCCAUAGGAACGGCUCCAAUUUCCCCCCCCCUCCCUUUUCGGACUUUCCGAGGCUUUCUUGGCAGCGGGGGCGACUUCGGCAGGACAUGUCCCUGUCGUGCUUCUUUAACCCUCUUCAUGGCUGCUUGCUCCAAGCGGACGGCCACGGGGAAGUGUGGACGGACUGGAACAGCACCUCCAAGUUCUUCCAAUAUGGCUGGAGGUGCACCACCAACGAGGACAUGUACACCAACAAGACCCUCUUGGGGAACUGGAAUGAGGAGCGUUACGACAUCCAGAGAAGGAGGCAACUCAAACCUCUCCCUUCCCAGUACGGUCACUAUUUUGAGGCCACGUACGCGUCAGACUAUUCCAAGGAAAAGCCUCGCAGAUUAAGAAGGGUGACGCGCGAGCCUCACUGGUUCCCCGGACACCAGCCCGAGCUGGAGCCACCUCCGAUCAAGCCCACCGCUCGGUCGUGCUACAUGAUCGAUUACGAGCCUCCGCACGGCAGGGCAGCCUGCUCCUUGGCCGAAGGGAAGCCCACGGAAGCAGCCGAGACGCCGCCGAAGCAGUAGGCCGCUGCUCCAGGAUCACCUGGGGCUGGAAAUCUCUGCCGGAGGGUCUCCUUGCCCACCCCCGCAAGAUUAGAAGCUCGGUUAAUGGGCAGCAGUUCCUAAAAUAAAAGAAAUGCCUGCCAGGAGAUUCCCAACACGUCCGUGUUUCCCUUCCUGGUUCCUUCCUAGUUUUGUGUGUGACUCUCUUCGCAGUUCCACAGCCGGAUUAAACCCUCCCUGUUCAGGACCGAGCCUUGGCUAAGAUUGCAGCUGGCCAGGAAGGUUCAGGGAAGAAGCUACCACCCGUUUUAUUUGUCACUAAAGCAGCUCGCGUGCCUAUCUUUGCACAGAGAAAUAAAUGAAUCGAUUUGCCGUU